Messenger RNA from Orbilia oligospora ATCC 24927, 5361 nucleotides. RefSeq lists its product as uncharacterized. The transcript has 2 exons. The record is from RefSeq and is a predicted model, not a curated record. The coding region runs from base 1 to 5361 and encodes 1786 amino acids. NCBI's taxonomy places the organism in Eukaryota, Fungi, Ascomycota, Orbiliomycetes, Orbiliales, Orbiliaceae.
AUGAUUUGUCCACUCUUUAUUUUAACACUAAUUUUCAGUAUCUUCUCACUUACUUCGGCGUCGUCUAGUACUGAUUGCACCAGUCGCCGCACUUUGGGGUAUGUGACUCCUUCACAUGGCGCAGUACCUGUUCCAAUAACCGCACAGGGACAGCCAGUUACAACAUAUAUACCGGCAGCGGUGGCACGUCGCGAAGAUGGCGCUGUCUCUGUUGUUAAGUAUCUAACAUCAUCAUUUAUUUGGUACUCGACAUAUAUCCCUGGUCCUUCCAACGGAAAACCGCAGUUUAUUUCCCGAGGUGACCAGAUUGUCACUCUCCCCCCAAAAGGGCCUCCAAAGUAUACCCUGCGUACUACUACGGUAACUACGAUUGGAACAAUACGUUUAGGGAAGAAGACAUAUAAUGUCAAGAGCGUACCUGCUAAAAUUGAAUACAAGGAAGAAGUUGGUCGAAGCUUUGGAGUUUGUAAGGCUGAAGAAUACCUCCGAUGGUCUCAGCAAAACGAUGAGCGUGCGUCCCAACUUGGUUCGCAAAAACUGAUUGACGAGGGUCGCAAUAUUGCUCGUCAAUUAGCGGUUGAUUAUAUCUCGUGCCUUGAUGGGGUAUGUACUACUGAAGUUCAAAACUGGUCUGUCGGCUACAGAUCUCAAGUCAAAAAGCUUGUAAUUGCGGCCCAGUUUUCCGGCCAAUGCGAUGGAAAGGAGCCAUAUGUAUGCGAGCUUCGCGCAAACAUCCGAGGACAUGGAAGAGUUACUAUCACUGCUAAGGUUCACACAUCUGGGCCGUGUACCACUUCUACUCAGAUUACGACUGCGGAAACGGUGACUAGAACAAUCACCAGAACGAGACCAGCUAAAACUAGAACUAGGACUUCGACUAUUCGAUCAAAAUCUGAAGAUAAUGACAGUCAGGUUACAAGUGCAAGCCGUUCAAACUCUUCAGCGGAAAGCUCUUCUUCCUUACCAGAAAGCACACGGAAUAACUCUCCAUCAAUAUCAAGGAGUUCCAAUCCUAUCUCUUCUAGGUCAACAUCAACCUCAGAGUCACAAGAUAUUUCCUCUAGCAGUGCUAGUACUUCCUCUUCUCCAUCCCAGGUAACAUCUAUCGAGUCUCCUAGUAGCUCUAGCUCGGAAUCUUUAUCUACACCCACAGAAACUCCGAAAACCGGAUCCAAUGCAUCUCCUUUCAGAAUUAGAAUCCGUUCUACUACGCCCACUAGACGUCUGACCCGUCGCCAAUCCGACAAAGUGUAUGUAGGGAUUAUCGAUAACACAAUGAUGGUAGCCAAGUCCGCUGCUGAAACUACUACCUUUUUUAUCUCUAAUAAACAACUAAGAAUAUCUAAUUCUGGCCGUGCGCUUGCGUUUGCGUCUUCUGAAGAUCUGGACGCUCGCGGCCCUAUCCUUGUUGCGAAUAAACCAUCCGGUCCUAGUACAACCUUUUCGAUAGAAAAGGGAUCGAAUCGCCUACUGUGGAUCAACAAGAGGUUCAAGAAAGGUACCGUAGAAUACUGUGUCGAUGAUGAUUAUGAUGUCAACGGUGUCUACUCUGGGGAGAUUGAUGGCUUGUGUGACGAAGUCGAAUUGAUAGUUGAAUUCACGAAUGAAUCUGCUGGCUCCAGUACUUCUGAUUCCUCUAAUCCUUCUGCUUCCUCAGACCCCCCUGCCCGUUCUACUAGCUCUGAGGUCUCGGAUAUCCCUGCGCGCUCUACUACAUCCGAUUCCUCAGGUAAUAAUACUUCAACCGAUACCUCUAAUCCCUCCACUACCUCUGUCUCUUCCAAAUCUUCUACCCGUUCCGGUACUUCCAGUCGUUCCAGUACUUCCAGUCGUUCCAGCACUUCCGGUCGUUCUACUACCUCCGGUCGUUCUAGUACUUCUGCUCGCUCCAAUACCUCCACUCGUUCCGGCACUUCUGCCAGUUCAAGUACUCCUGGUCGUUUAAGUACUUCUACUCGCCCCAGAUCUAGCACUUCUUCUCGCGCUAGCUCUAGCACUUCUACUCGUUCCAGUACUUCUGCUAGUUCCAGUACCUCUGCCCGUUCCAAUACCUCCACCAAUUCUGGCAUUUCUGCUACCUCAAGUACUUCUAGUCGUUCAAACGCCUCGACUCGCUCCAGGUCUAGCACUUCCGCUCGUUCUAGUACCUCUGUCCGUCCCAAUACCUCCACCCGUUCUGGCACUUCUGCUAGUUCUAGCAUUUCUGCUAGUUCAAGUACUUCUGGUCGUUCAAGCACUUCCACUCGCCCCAGAUCUAGCACUUCUGCUCGCUCCAGUUCUAGUACCUCAGUUCGCUCAAAUACUUCUGACCGGCCUGAUACUUCUGCCGCUUCUGGUACAUCGACUAGCUCUAGUACUUCUCGCAGGUCUCGGACUUCUACCCCAUCCAAAACUUCCAGAGCUGGUUCCAAUACUUCUACCGGGCCCGAUACUUCUGCGGAUUCUGAUACAUCUACCAUAUCUAGUACUUCUCGCCGGGCGAGUAGUACUUCCGUAGGUUCUAGCACAUCUGCUCGGCCCACUGCUUCUGCUUCUUCCAAUACUUCUUCCGGUCCUAGUAUAUCUUCCCGAUCUAGGACAUCUACUCGGCGCACCUCCAGCACUUCUGUUCGCUCCAGUAUAUCUGGUAACCCUAACCCUAGUAGCUCUUCCCAGCCUGAUACUUCUGCCGGUUCCAGUACAUCUGCUGGCGCUAGUACUCCUGUCCGGUCCAGCACCUCUGUAAGGUCUAGAACUUCUACUCGGUCCAAUUCUAGUACAUCUAGUAGCGCCGGCACUUCUCCUUCGUCCAGUAAUUCUGUCGGUUCUGGCACUUCUGCCGAUUCUAGCACUUCUGCCGGUUCCAGCACUUCUGCUCGCUCUAACACUUCUUCUCGCUCUCGCACUUCUUCUCGCUCUAGCAAUUCUUCUCGCUCUAGCUCUAGUACCUCUGCGGACUCUAGCUCUAGUGCUUCUACGGGCUCUAGCUCUAGUGCUUCUACACGGUCUACAACUUCUGCUCGCUCUAGUACGAGUACAUCCAGUCGCCUUAGCACUAGUAGCUCUGGUCCCAAUAAUUCUUCCGGGUCCCAGUCCAUUACUUCUACCCGCCGUAGCUCUAGUACUUCUGCUCGCUCUAGUACUAGUAACUCUGCUCCCCCCGAUACUUCUGCUCUCUCUAGUACUUCUGUCCGGUCCAGUUCUAGCACCUCUGCUCAGUCUACUACCACUACUCGCUCCAGUACUAGAAAAUCUACCCCUCCAAAUACAUCUGGCCUGUCGAGUACUUCUGCUCGCUCCAGUAGUAAUACAUCUAAUCGUUCUAGUACUACUGAUUCUGCCUCUUCCCCUAGCAAUUCUAACGCUUUGUCUAAUACAUCUGUCCGCUCUACUUCUUCUUCCACCCGGCCAGGCGCCUCCGCUUCCUCAAGUAAUUCUGUUUCCUCAACCUCUGCCCGUUCUACCACCCCCACAAGAUCUACUACUUCCCCCCGCUCUAGUACAUCUGUUCGUUCUACCACUUCAUCUCGAUCUAUUGAUUCUGCUUCAUCGGGCACUUCCGAUUCUUCAACAUCUGCCCGAUCUACUAGUUCUACCCGGCCUACUAGUUCAAUUCUAUCUACCACUUCCUCCCGAUCAACUAGUUCAAUCAGGUCUACUACUCCUACUCGGUUCACUAGUUCUACCCAGCCUACCGGUUCUACCCAGCCUACUAGUUCUACUCAGUCCAUUAGUUCUAGAUCUACCCGGUCUACUAGCUCAAUCAAGUCGACUAGUUCAAUCGGGUCUACUAGUUCAAACAAGCCGACUAGCUCAAUCAAGUCGACUAGUUCAAUCAAUUCGACUAGUUCAAUCAAGUCGACUAGUUCAAUCGAGUCUGCUAGUUCAAUCAAAGCUACUAGUUCAAUAGGGUCUACUACUUCUUCUAGUUCUAGUGCGUUCACUUCCUCAGAUACUCCAGUUGAUUCUUCAACGUCUGCCCAGCCCACUACCUCUACACGAAAUACUACUUCUUCUCGCUCUAGUACAUCCAUCCGAUCUAGUACUUCUACAACCUCUAGUGCCUCCGGUUCCCCAGGCGCUCCUAAUACUUCAACAUCUGCUCGGUCUACUACUUCUUCCCGCUCCAGUACAUCUAUUCGUUCGAGUACUUCUUCCCGUUCUAGUGCAUCUGUUUCUUCGGGUGCUUCGGAUUCUUCAACAUCUGCUCGGUCCACUACCCGGUCCACUGCUUCUGCCCAAACCACUACUUCUCCCCGCUCUAGCACACCUGUCCGUUCUAGUACUUCUUUACGCUCUACCACCUCUGCUUCCACAGGGUCUUCUAACUCUUCAUCAUCUAUCCGAUCUGCUACUUCUACUCAGUCUACUACUUCCACACGGGCUACUGCUUCCUCACGCUCGAGUACAUCUACCCGCUCGGGUAUAUCUGGUUCUUCGACAUCUAACCCAACCUCUAAAUCAGGCUCGUCAUCAGAAACAGCCACAUCCAGCCUAUCAUCAAGUUCACAACGCUCUGAAACAACAUCUUCUACAUCAAGGUCAAGCUCGUCGAAGACUUCCCAGUCAAGCUCGAAACCCACUACUGUCUCUUCUGGUGCUUCAAUAAUUUCGAGCACAAAAUCUACGAAACCAUCAUCGAGCACAGGAUCUACAAGGCCGUCAUCGAGCACAGGGUCUACGGGGCCGUCAUCGAGCGCAGGAACAAAAAGCUCGACUGCUAAUACCACAAGGAGACCUACCUCUUCUUCUUCUUCGCCUUCUUCAUCGUUGAUUCCGACUUCAUCUGCAGAGCGUCCUUCUGAUUCAAGCUCAUCUUCUAUCCCAAGCUCAACUAUUAGCACCGUAGCCACAUCAUCAUCCGCCCCCUCCUCAGUGGCCCCUAGUACCUCCGGCUCUGCUCCACAAUGUACCCCAAUUUUCUCUUCAAAAAAUCACAUUAAGAACCCUAGCUUCGAAUCCAACUUCGAUCAAUGGUCUACAUCAUCAAAAGGCGAGGAUCCGGAAUUCUCAAUCUCCGGAACACAUCCAAACAAGGGCAGCCAUUCUGUUUUAAUUGAACUCACAAAGGGCGGUAGCUCAGUAACCAUGACCCAACCCAUCAAAACUUGCCAAGGCCGCAAAUACACUGGUGCAGUUUGGCUAGACCUUGAUAUCGCCGGUGAUCAGACAAGUUGUUCGUUUUUCGUCACUGUUAACGGUGCCCCCAUUGCACAGCGAGCUGGUGCUGCAGGGAAUUACGCUGAAGUUCCUUUCAGGUUUACUGCAACCAGUGGAAAUACUAUCUUCGGGCUCAUGGCCAGCUGUAACGAUGGUGUCGAGAAGGCAAUUUUCCACAUUGACGACGUCAAGGUAGUGGACGGAGCGUCUGCGAAUCGGUAG